CCUAAAAGGGGCCUGUCCGAUGCCUCCUCUUACAGAGCUGCUGCUGCUCGCUGCUUGAUGAUGGCGGCCAGUAUUUAAAAAAAAAUAGCAGCAAAAUUAUUCAUCGGCUUCUUUUUUCCCUCUUGUGCCUGUGUGUGAGUGCGCGCGCGUGUGUGCGUGUCUGGGCGCGCGUGUUAGAGCGAGUGUGUGAGCGGGCGAAAGGGCGAGUGUGUGCGUGUGUGUUGUGUGUGCAAUUGUUACACGCUUUUUCCUCGCUCCAGCUUUUACCCCAGCAGCGCGAUUCCCCUGUUUCUCCUGCUGCUGCUGCUGUUGCUGCUGCUCCCUCUGCUCAGUAGCACGGGCUGCAGAGGGGAGCUGCUGCCUAGACAAUAUUUUGCUGCUUGUUUUGUCUCUGAAUUUGACAAGGACGCAGGGAAUCCGCUGCUAAAUAAUGUUUCUGUACGAUGAGCUUCCCCAUUACGGCGGGAUGGACGGAGUAGGGGUGCCGGCUUCCAUGUACGGAGACCCUCACGCUCCACGGCCGAUUCCCCCGGUUCACCACCUGAACCACGGGCCGCCGCUCCACGCCACUCAGCACUACGGAGCCCACGCCCCGCACCCCAAUGUCAUGCCCGCCAGCAUGGGAUCCGCUGUCAAUGACGCCCUGAAGCGGGACAAGGACGCAAUCUAUGGGCACCCGUUGUUUCCUCUGUUAGCUCUGGUCUUUGAGAAGUGCGAGCUGGCGACCUGCACUCCCCGGGAACCCGGAGUGGCCGGCGGAGACGUCUGCUCCUCCGACUCCUUCAACGAGGACAUCGCAGUCUUUGCAAAACAGGUUCGCGCUGAAAAGCCACUUUUUUCCUCAAAUCCAGAGUUGGACAAUUUGAUGAUACAAGCAAUUCAAGUACUAAGGUUUCAUCUUUUGGAAUUAGAAAAGGUCCAUGAGCUGUGCGAUAACUUUUGCCACCGGUACAUUAGCUGUUUGAAAGGGAAAAUGCCCAUUGACUUAGUUAUUGAUGAGAGAGACGGCAGCUCCAAAUCUGACCAUGAAGAGCUCUCAGGAUCUUCCACAAAUCUAGCUGACCAUAACCCUUCAUCUUGGAGAGACCAUGAUGAUGCAACCUCAACACACUCAGCCGGCACCCCAGGGCCCUCCAGUGGAGGCCAUGCUUCCCAGAGUGGAGACAACAGCAGUGAGCAAGGGGAUGGUUUAGACAACAGUGUAGCUUCACCUGGUACAGGUGAUGAUGAUGACCCAGACAAGGACAAAAAACGUCAGAAGAAAAGGGGCAUCUUCCCUAAAGUAGCAACAAAUAUCAUGAGAGCAUGGCUCUUCCAGCAUCUCACACAUCCAUAUCCUUCAGAGGAGCAGAAGAAACAGUUAGCCCAGGACACAGGACUUACAAUUCUACAAGUAAACAACUGGUUUAUUAAUGCCAGAAGAAGAAUAGUACAGCCUAUGAUUGACCAGUCAAAUCGAGCAGGUUUUCUUCUUGAUCCUUCAGUGAGCCAAGGAGCAGCAUAUAGUCCAGAGGGUCAACCAAUGGGAAGCUUUGUGUUGGACGGUCAACAACACAUGGGAAUCCGGCCUGCAGGUUUGCAAAGCAUGCCAGGGGACUACGUUUCUCAGGGUGGUCCUAUGGGUAUGAGUAUGGCACAGCCAAGUUACAAUCCUUCCCAGAUGACCCCACACCCUACUCAAUUAAGACAUGGACCCCCAAUGCAUUCAUAUUUGCCAAGCCACCCCCAUCACCCAGCCAUGAUGAUGCACGGAGGACCCCCUACCCACCCUGGAAUGACCAUGUCAGCACAGAGCCCCACAAUGUUAAAUUCUGUAGAUCCCAAUGUUGGUGGACAGGUUAUGGACAUUCAUGCCCAAUAGUAUAAGGGAACUCAAGGGAAAACAAACAAACACAGAAACUAUUUUAAGACUUUUGAACUUUGACCAGAUGUUGACACUUAAUAUGAAAUUCCAGACAGCUGUGAUUAUUUUUUACUUUUGUCAUUUUUCAUCAAGCAACAGAGGACCAAUGCAACAAGAACACAAAAAUGUGAAAUCAUGGGCUCACUGAAACAAUUCUGUCCAUGUAAAGAUCCUCUGGAAAAAGACUCCGAGAGUUAUAACUACUGUAGUAUAAACAUAGGAACUAAGUUAAACUUGUAUAUUUCUGUUGAUCACUCCGUUAUGUUGCCUCAAAUAGUUUUAGAAGAAAAAAAAUAUAUCCUUGUUUUCCACACUAUGUGUGUUGUUCCCAAAAGAAUGACUGUCUUGGUUCAUCUGUGAAUUCACUAUCCAGGAAAUAUUAUGGCAUAUAGUAAACCUUUUGGGCCAUUCAGGAAAGAGCUACCCUGGAGAUGAAUGAUGAAAGUUUUGCUGGACUUCAACUACCCAAUAUCCAGCUUCAAGAAUGUGUUUCCAUGCCCAGCUUUUGUUCCUUCAUAAAUGUGUCCUUUAGUUUCAAAACAGAUCUUUAUAGUUUGUGCUUCAUAAGCCAAUCCUUAUUAUUUUUUUUGGACUCUUCUUCAAAGAGCUUGCCGGUGAAGAUUUAAAGACAAAGCAGGAGCUUCUUCCAGUAGUUCUGAGCCUUGGCUUUGGACAAAACAAACUUAAGUUGGGCAGCUUUCCUCAACAACAAAAAAAGUUAUUAAUGGUCUUUGUACCAAACCUAGAACUUUAUCAUAAACUCAAAGCUUGGGGAAAAAAAAAGAGCAAGAGAAUACUGUAACAAACUUCGUACAGAGUUCGGUCUAUUAAUUGUUUCAUGUUAGAUAUUCUAUGUGUUUACCUCAAUUGAAAAAAAAAAAAAGAAUGUUUUUGCUAGUAUCAGAUCUGCUGUGGAAUUGGUAUUGUAUGUCCAUGAAUUCUUUUUCUCAGCACGUGUUCCUCACUAGAAGAAAAUGCUGUUACCUUUAAGCUUUGUCAAAUUUACAUUAAAAUACUUGUAUGAGGACUGUGACGUUAUGUUUAAAAAAAAGGUGUUAAGUCACAAAAUGCGGUAAUAAAUAUUUCAUUUUUGAUUUUU
Molecule: messenger RNA, 3002 nt
Organism: Dromiciops gliroides (monito del monte)
Lineage: Eukaryota; Metazoa; Chordata; Mammalia; Microbiotheria; Microbiotheriidae
Gene: MEIS2
Product: Meis homeobox 2
Exons: 12
Coding region: 431-1861 (476 amino acids)
Biological process (GO): eye development; animal organ morphogenesis; brain development
Molecular function (GO): RNA polymerase II cis-regulatory region sequence-specific DNA binding; DNA-binding transcription activator activity, RNA polymerase II-specific
Source: RefSeq, a predicted model, not a curated record